AUGGCCGCCGCCCCUGGCUCCUGGAGGGCGCCGCCCCGACGAGCAUCGAGGGCCCCUCCCCCGGGCUCUGGGUUAUCCGUCAGGCUUCUCAGCUUCGAUCGAGCACCGGCGAGCUGGGCCACGAGCUGGGCUGGGGCUGCGCACCUCGCCGUCACCCCUGGCGAAAUCGAAUCCGGCGGGCCGGAGACACUUUACGAUGCACCCUCGGAGCGGAAACCUCUCGCUGCUCUCUUCCCCAGACCAACACCAGCAUUCGUCCUCUCGGCCUCGGGCCACAUUUCGCCGACUUCGGUGCCGUGUUCCGGGCUGAAGCCUGGGGGCGCCGCUCUGGCCGAUGCAGAGAUCACGCGAAUUCAACACGGCUGA
Messenger RNA from Chaetomium fimeti, 366 nucleotides. RefSeq lists its product as uncharacterized. The transcript has 3 exons. NCBI's taxonomy places the organism in Eukaryota, Fungi, Ascomycota, Sordariomycetes, Sordariales, Chaetomiaceae. The record is from RefSeq and is a predicted model, not a curated record. The coding region runs from base 1 to 366 and encodes 121 amino acids.